CUUUGUCCUUGGACGCGUCCGGAGAGGACACCACCCAACAAACCCCUCAAAGCCUUAAGAAGACGAAGACUUCAACAGACAAGGACCAGAUCCCACCGGCCAAACGAUCUCGCUCGGAACACGACGACCAAGAUGAUGAGGAAGAGCAGGACCUCGGUGUCAACGGCGAGGCUGGAACCAUGAAGAUGGAGGCUCCUCCCAAGGCCGGCCUGAUUGACCCCGUCGGCUACAAGACCAACCCUCCUCCUGAGGGUCGCCCUGUGCGCAUCUACGCCGACGGUGUCUUUGACUUGUUCCACAUGGGACACAUGCGCCAACUCCAACAAGCCAAGUCCGCCUUUCCCAACGUACAUCUUCUCGUCGGCGUCACCGGCGACAAAGAGACCCACCGCCGCAAGGGUCUGACGGUGCUGAGCGGAAAGGAACGCGCCGAGACUGUCAGACACUGCAAAUGGGUGGACGAAGUCAUAGAAGACUGCCCCUGGAUCGUAGACGUCGAGUUCCUCGAGAAGCAUGAGAUCGACUACGUUGCCCACGACGACAUUCCCUACGGAGCCGACGAGGGUGAUGACAUCUACAAGCCGGUCAAGGAAAAGGGCAUGUUCCUGGUUACCCAGCGCACUGAGGGCGUCAGCACCACUGGAAUCAUCACAAAAAUUGUUAGGGACUACGAACAAUACAUCGCGCGUCAACUCAAGCGCGGCACCACUCGCCAAGAACUCAAUGUCUCAUGGCUGAAGAAGAACGAGCUCGACAUCAAGCGUCACGUCGCCGAGUUGCGCGACUCGAUCCGCACAAACUGGACUGCGACUGGCCAAGAGCUCGGCAGAGACCUUAGACAAUUCUGGCAGCCCAGCAGACCCAACAGCCCAGCCCGCGGUCUCUCGACCCCUGAUCGUCUUGGCUAUAACCUUCGCCAAGGUCCUUCAAGAGGCAGCAACAGCGAUUUUGCUGCCGGCUACACUAUGGGUCUUCUCGGCAGUGUCCGCAGCUGGAUGCAACGCAACCGCAGAACUCUUAGCGAUAGCAGACCUGACAGCCCUGACAGCGGCGAAGAGAGCUCAGACAUGAAGAGCCCCGCCGAAUCAAGCAGAGGCCGCCCCGGCAAGCACGUCCAAGACGAAGUGGAUGCCCAGGUCACCCACGAGAUGAAUUAGAUCAGACUCGUACGUACGAACGAUAUUUCCUGCUGCAGAGGCCCGCGACCUCUCUCACGACCAACUUUUUCUAAAGAGAUUCCCCUUGUAUAACAGCCCCUUCAGAAUCCUAUUUUCAAAAUCCUACUUCCAAAAUCCUGAUUCUUCCUUGUUUCUUUCUAAUCAACUUGCACGUGAAAACGUGUACCACAUUCU
This is a messenger RNA of Aureobasidium pullulans EXF-150, 1352 nucleotides long. RefSeq lists its product as uncharacterized. Gene Ontology annotation, molecular function: choline-phosphate cytidylyltransferase activity; phosphatidylcholine binding. Lineage: Eukaryota; Fungi; Ascomycota; Dothideomycetes; Dothideales; Saccotheciaceae. Bases 180 to 1157 code for a protein of 325 amino acids. The record is from RefSeq and is a predicted model, not a curated record. Gene Ontology annotation, cellular component: nuclear envelope. Gene Ontology annotation, biological process: CDP-choline pathway. The transcript is spliced from 4 exons.